AUGUGCCAGUUAGCAGCUGAUGAUGGUUUGAGUGUUCACAGCACAUAUUUUCUUGUUUCAAAAGUGAUCGAUCUAACUACAAUCAUUCUUCAAACAAAAGUCGGUGACGUUGGGCAACUUGUUGUUGGAACAGGAAUACAUUUACUAUCAAUGGUAUCGCCAUUUUGGGUACUUCAUCCGUUGAUUCGUCAAAUGAGCGAAUACUUACAUUAA
Molecule: messenger RNA, 213 nt
Organism: Adineta ricciae
Lineage: Eukaryota; Metazoa; Rotifera; Eurotatoria; Adinetida; Adinetidae
Source: the annotation of a GenBank genome assembly